AUGGCGGAGGGUUUGCGAGCGCCCAAGGAGACUGAGACCCGAGAGGCGUCCGGAUCGCGCGCCUCGAUCGUCCCUGCGAUCGUCACCAGCUUUGCGACUUCGCCUUCCAUUCCCGUCAACGGCGACGAUGCCGCUACCCCCGUCAAUCCCAAGGACGACCACAGUCCCGGUUCCGGGAAACCCGGCUUUUUGCGAACCUCGCAGUCGUUCCCCAUCGGCUCGUUACCGUCGGACAUCGCGUCCGCCUCCAGUGGGAAUCCGCAAGAUGCGCGGAGGAAUUCUCGACCGGUCAACGGGAGGAAUUCGGCCUCGUCGCCGACCGUUUACGAGACCAGCGCCGACGCCAGCGCCAUCGAUCCCCUGUCCCAACAUAUCAUCAAGCGCACCAAUACCCACAGGUCAAUUCCCCUGAAAUUACUCGGCAGAGCGUCCUAUGAGGCGGAGGUCCGCGGCAGCCCCGACCAUGCCAGCCCUGUCGAACAGGGUCCAACCCGGGGAGACACGGUGCUACCCCAGAAAUCCGGCAAGGAUAAGAAAAAAGGUGUCUCCUUCCUCAGUCGCAUAAUCGGGGGCAAGAAGAAGGGCCAAUACCUCGAGGAGGAGGACGAUGCGUCGGAACCGGAUACUGCUCGAAUGGACGCCGACACCGCCGCGCAACCGAUCGGUUUCUUUCCUCGAUUCCCUCGUCCGCCUAAAUACAUCCGUGUCCGCGCUCACUAUAAGAAAGAAAAGACCUUCAACCGGGUCUUCGUGGCGCAGCAGCUAGAAGGGGCCGACGACGACUCGGCUCUCUCGGACAAGGAUGCGCCCGCCUCUACGACGGGCACGCUGAUCGGCAAGACCGCGGGGAAGGCCGUGUGGGCAUUGGUCUUCUCCAAUGACGGCAGGUAUCUCGCGGCCGCCGGUCAGGAUGGCAAAGUCCGCGUCUGGGCCGUGAUCGCGUCGCCCGAGGAUCGGCGUGAAUUCGACGCCGAAGGCGACGACAGCCAUGACGAUGACGAGCCGCCCCCGCUGAAGGCUCCUGUGUUUAAACAGAAGCCGAUCCAGGUGUACGAGGGGCACACAGGCAGUGUACUGGACCUGAGUUGGAGCAAGAACAACUUCCUUCUCUCCUCGUCGAUGGACAAGACCGUUCGGCUUUGGCACGUCACCCGGCCAGAAUGCCUCUGCUGCUUCCAGCACAGUGAUUUCGUCACCUCGAUCCAGUUCCACCCGCGCGACGACCGCUUCUUUUUGGCGGGAUCCCUCGACACCAAGUUGCGCCUAUGGAGCAUUCCCGACAAAAGCGUGGCCUUCGUCGCGACGGCGCCGGACAUGGUCACCUCGGUCGCCUUCACGCCGGAUGGGCGACAUUCGAUCGCCGGCUGCCUCAAUGGCAUGUGCAACAUCUACGAGACCGACGGCCUCAAGGCCAUCGCGCAGAUCCACGUCCGCUCGGCCCGGGGCCGCAACGCCAAGGGCAGUAAAAUCACCGGAAUCGACACGAUGAGCGUCCCCGGCAGCGAUGCUCACGGCGAGGUGAAGCUGCUCAUCACCAGCAACGACUCGCGUAUCCGGCUCUACAACUUCCGCGACCGCACCCUCGAGGCCAAGUUUCGCGGCAACGAGAACACUUGCAGUCAGAUCCGGGCCUCGUUCAGUGACGACGGAAAGCACGUCAUUUGUGGCAGUGAAGACCGCCGGGCGUAUCUGUGGCCGACUGGUCCGUCGGACAAGGUGUCGGCCGACAAGCGCGCCGUGGAAGUCCUCGAGACGCAAUCUGCGAUGGUGACAGCGGCCGUGAUGGCGCCGGCCAAGGUCAAGCAGACCCUCGGAUUCUCGGAGGAUCCGAUCUAUGACAUCUGCAACCCGCCGCCGGUGACGCUGGUCAACCAGGCCGAGGCCGCGGGCAAAGAAAAUGGACGCAGUAAUCGCAACUCGGCCGCUAGCAGACUGGCCCAGGAAUCCCCGACGUAUCUCUCGCGGUCUACCCAUCCCGACGGGAACAUCAUCGUCGUGGCGGAUUAUUCGGGGCAGAUCAAGAUCUUGCGACAGGACUGUGCCUACGACAAACGCCGCUACGACACUUGGGAUACGCAUUCCACCAUCUCGCGACGGCUGCUGCGGCGCACCAACUCGGCCCGGCAUAGUAUUGCGUCGUCGAUCGGGAAGGAGUCCUCGCACAAGACUCCAUCAGAGCGCAUCAUCGCCUGGCGCAAUUCCGUGAUCGGCCAUCACCGCGAAGGCUCCCGGCAGGGCACGCGAACGCGCACGCCGUCUCCGCACCGGUUCGCCGACAUGUCGCGCCUGUCCAGCCCCAGACCCGGUGCCGAUUCGCGCUCGGGAUUCACCACCUCGCCGCCGCCCUCGGCUUACAAGUCCAGCAUGGACCGCAGAACCUCAACCUCCGUGGAAAGUGCUCGGACCAGCGCCGACGCUACCGGAGGGGCCAACGGCGCGGCCAGGGCGGACGAGCCCAAGUUACCGGCGUCCGCGGCGUCGAUGAUUGCCCAGGGUCGAGACAAGGAUAACCCGUUAUGGCUGCAGGGCGACCACAGCUAUGCCUUCUAUAACCGAAUCACGCAGGACGCGCUGGCCGCUCAACAACGAAGGCCACCGAGUCUGCUCAGUCCGAAUCGGCUUUCCGCGUCGCACCGCAAAAUCAGCACCGCGAGUGCCCUGAGCAGUGACUAUGCGUCGUCCCACGGCGAGCCCGAGGAGGGGGAUGUCCUCCGAUGCGAUACUUGCCAGGGCACUAACUUCCGCGCUACGAAGGGACGCAACGGCAAACAGAAACUGAUCUGCGUGCGUUGUUCUCAGUCCAUCAGUUAA
Aspergillus melleus is the source of this 2811-nucleotide messenger RNA. Its product is annotated as WD40 repeat domain-containing protein. Bases 1 to 2811 code for a protein of 936 amino acids. Gene Ontology annotation, molecular function: protein binding. The record is from RefSeq and is a predicted model, not a curated record. Lineage: Eukaryota; Fungi; Ascomycota; Eurotiomycetes; Eurotiales; Aspergillaceae. The transcript has 5 exons.